This is a messenger RNA of Chelonus insularis, 1653 nucleotides long. RefSeq names its product epoxide hydrolase 4-like. Lineage: Eukaryota; Metazoa; Arthropoda; Insecta; Hymenoptera; Braconidae. The transcript has 7 exons. The record is from RefSeq and is a predicted model, not a curated record. The coding region runs from base 375 to 1526 and encodes 383 amino acids. Gene Ontology annotation, molecular function: magnesium ion binding; lipid phosphatase activity. Gene Ontology annotation, biological process: phospholipid dephosphorylation; cholesterol homeostasis. Gene Ontology annotation, cellular component: peroxisome.
GUUAGUCACUCAGUGAUGUGAGCAACGAAACACGUGAUUAAAAUUAAUUAAUUAAAGUUAAUUUAAUAAUUACUUCAAAAACAAUGAUUGACUUUAUUUUAAAUUUAUUUUUCACCAAAAUUCAAUCAGCAUAAUAAGGAAAAAAAAACAAAAAAUAAAUGUGAUAAAAAAGAAAAAAUGUCUUGAAAGUGAUUAGGAAGACAGAUUAUAAAAUCUCCAAUAUAAGAAAAAUACUUCCAAUUGUUUCAGUAAAAAUAUUUUUUAUCAAAAUAUCACAGUGAUCUUGUGAAGUCUGUUAUCUACGUAAUACUCGGCAUUUUUAAAAAAGAUAUUUUUAAGUGAGCAAUUUAAUAAGUUAAUUAAAGAUAAACGUGAUGAAAGUAACAAUAAAAAAAGUUUCUUUCUGGUUGAAAGCUAAAUUAUUUAUUCUCUGUUUUGUGUAUGGUUUUUAUUUUAUCCUAAAACGUUUAGUAAAGUGGGCUUGGAAUCCGAAAAAAUUUUUCGAUAUGAGACAGAGAGAUAAACCACCACUUUGUCUUGUUGAUAAUAGUCUUGGUAAACAUUCAUAUGUAAAAUUAAAGGGUAUAAAGUUCCAUUAUGUGGAAGCUGGAGAAAUGAAUAAACCACUUGUAUUAUUAUUGCACGGUUUUCCUGACUGCUGGUUAUCUUGGAGAGAACAAUUACCAAUUUUAUCCGAGCAUUAUAGGGUUAUUGCAUUAGAUUUAAAAGGGUUUGGAGAUAGUGAUAAACCCACCAACAGACGAUCGUAUAAGAUAGAAAUCUUAAUAAAUGAACUACAUCAGUUUAUAUCGACGCUUGGAGUUGCUAAAUGCAAUAUUAUUGGCCAUGAUCUUGGUGGUCUCUUGGGAUGGUUUAUGAUAGGCCUUCACAGUGAUAUCGUUGAUAAAUUCAUUGCUAUUUCUAGCCCACAUCCUAAUUUUUAUUGGAUGGAAAUGGCCAAGAAUAACAUAUUUAACAACAAAUGGAUACAUUUUAGUAGACUACCUUUUUUACCAGAAAUGGAUGCUCUGAAGGAAGACCUUUCUGUUAUCAACGAUACUUUUAAGCAUCUGGAGAUAAACCAGAAAAGAGAGGAAAAUUAUGUUGAAGCUUAUAAAUAUGCAUUCAGCAGAAGUGAGGAUUGGACAGGGCCAAUAAAUUACUAUCGAAAUUUACCAUUUGUUCGAUUAAACUCAAGCGAAUGUUUCAACAACCAAACACUAUUGAUUGUUGGUAACCUAGACUCUGGUGUAUCGCUUGAAAGUAUUAUUCAAAGUUCAGAAUACGUCGACAGGUUUACUAUUAAAGUUAUUACAGGUGCUCGUCAUUUUCCGCACCAAGAAAAGCCUAAUGUCGUGAAUCAAAUAAUACUGAAUUUCCUUUUAGGUCCACCAACCAUCAAUGAUAAAGGAUCAAGAAAGGGAAUUGUUUCUACAUGGCUAGGUUCCUUAAGCAGUACAGUUAAAUAUGGGAAUCAAGUAUUUGAUGCAGUCCAUAAAAGAACAAAUGGUGUUCUCGUAAAAUGAUAAGGCUAAUUUCGAAUGCUAGUAAUAAUUGUUCUGAAAAUAUUUUUAUCUGUUUCCUCAUCGUACAAUUAAUAAUAAACAAUUUAUUUAGGAUAAAUUACGCAAUAAAAUACUUGAGUAAAUAAAA